CUUGAAAAAUGGAAGAAAGCAGUGAAAGGGAUCUGCCACAAAAUUGGUUCAGAAGCUAUUCAUCAACCAACUUACGACAUCCAUCACCAUCAGCUUUCUUUUUUAUGUUAAUCUUCAUGUUCAUUGCAGUUCCAUCUUUUCUUUCUUUCAGCUCUCAAUUAAUAAAACCCAUUUGGUAUUAGUCUUCCUUGCUGUUCUUGGUGUACUUCUUUGUAGAACCAUGGCAGUUGGCAACAGGGAGGUUGAGAAGGAGCAGCACCAUCAUUAUAAUCAACAACGUCGACCCUUGUCGAAUUUCUUAUUGAACUAUGGGUUUUAUAUCAUGAUCAUACUCAUUACAGCACUAGUACUGAUAUUCAUUGUAAUUCCAUUUCUGUCUUUCUUUUCUCAAAAUCUCAAGCCUAGUGUUGUUCAGAAAAAUUGGAGUAGUCUUAUUCUUGUUCUAGUUUUCUCGGCUAUUUUGUGUGGACUUCUUAGUUUAAGUACCACGGAGGCUGAUGAGGGGGAGGAGAAGAAGGCCGAUGUGAAGGAGGAGGUUGGGGCAGACUCCGCAGAGAAGAAGGAAAACAGUGAGAAUCACCGACAGAAGAAUAAAAAGGAUAUCCAUCAUCAUUAUCAUUUCCAUCAACAUCAACAUCCUCAUCAUCAUCACCAUUAUCAUCAUCUUCGACGCCUCCGUCGUCGUCUUCGUAAUAGGACUACAGAUCAACAACAGUUGGCCACUGAUGCGAAUCAAAAACAGGUGCCAACUGAUACAUAUCAACAGUUAGAUACAUAUCAACAGUUAGAUACAGAUACACUACCUAUCCAGCAGCAACAGGUGCCUACUGAUGAACGAUGGUCGCCUACUGAUGGAGAUCGACAACAGGUGCCAACUGAUACAUAUCAACAGUUAGAUACUGAUACAGUACCUAUCCAUCAGAAACAGGUGCCUACUGAUCAACGGUGGUUGCCUACUGACAUAGAUGAACAGGUGCCUACUACUAUUGUGCCAGAUGGAAAUAAAAUGAUGAGAAGGAAUAGUCGUUCAUAUUCGGAUCUAAGCAAACAAGAAUCGUAUCAGAAACUCGACCAUGAAUUCCCAAGAUACUAUGAUGAUAUUAAUGUAGGUAGGUAUCUGUACAGUUAUCAACCCGAAGGUCCUCAACCAUCAGCACCGCCGGUAUUUAAGAAGGAAGAAUUUGAAGAUUUCACUAGGGAUCAACAACAGGUGCCUCCUCCUAAAUUUGUGCCUAAUGGAAAUAGAAUGAUGAUGAGAAGGAAUAGCCGUUCAUAUUCUGAUCUCAAUAGACAAGAAUCACAUCAGAAACUCAACUAUGAAAGCACAAGAUACUGUGAUGAUAUUAAUGUAGGCAGACAGUGUUCAAUUGGUGAACCUCAUUCUCGGGUGGAUCCACCACCGCCAUCACAGCCACCUCCACCACCGCCUGUAACACUUUAUGAAAAGUUUAAAAUAAGGUGGAAAAAGAUGCGUUCUGGGCCAACCCCACCACCACCAUACUCUUGGGCAUCAACUUCAUCAGGUCCUCCUCAAUUAUCUAGCAAGAGUCCGGAGAUCAAGAAAAUCUUGGAUCACAAAGAUUCUGAUGCUUGGAUCCCUUCUAUCUAUACUGAGUUAAAAAUCAAUUUUAGUGCCGCAUGGAUCACUCCGGAAAAAGUUACUGGAAUUGGCUUAAUUCUAAGAGACUCUACAGGUUUAUGUAGGGGAGCAAGGGGAAGAAAAUGCUUUUCAGUGUCGAGUGAAGAAGCCUCGGCAAGAGCAGCUUUGGAGGCUGUCACAUGGGCAAAACAAUUCCCACUGUAUGGAGUUACUUUUGAAGGAGACACAAAGUGUAUCAUGGACUAUCUACAAAAUAAGACGACAAAUGUUCAAGAAACCACUGCCUCACUACUUAAAGAAGCUCUACAAGUUAGUAAUUGUAUGUCAGGAACAUACAACUGGUUUCAAUACGUUUCAAGGAAUGCAAACAAAGUAGCAAACGAAACGGCAAUACUAGUACGAAUAUCAGAAACUUCUUUUGAUGGAGAGGUGAAUCUACCGUCUUAUAUAUCUUCUAAGUUAGCAAAUGAACGUGUAAUUGAAACUGUAACAAGAGGGGCAUUUUGUGUGCACAGCAGCAGCAGCUCAUCCAUCAGACAUCGAUUCUCAAUGAAAAUCUUUAAGAAGAAAUCUUGGGUUUUGAUUAUAGGUUUGCUAAUAACAGCAUUAACAGUAGUACUCUUUGUUAUAUAUCCAUCUUUUCUUUCUUCCUUGUCCGAAUUCUUCAUUAAUAUUUUGGAUUCGGAUAUUCUCAACUUAGUUUUAGUUUCCAUCGCGAUACUACUUGGAGUACUUCUCAAUAGAAACACCACAGUUGAGAGCGGUUCCUGGACUGUUGGUGGUGGGAGGGAUCAUAGUUUAACAAAUUUGCACUCGCAACAUCACCACCACCAUCAUCAUUACUAUCAUCUCGGUCGUCGCCACCAUCAUCCUCGCCAUCGUAGGCCUGUGGAUCCAAAACGACCUGGUAUGGCCCAUAAAAAUCAAAAUAUGGAUGAAUUGAGUAGUUUAUCAUCUUCUGCUGCUGAUGCUGCUACUAGUACUGCUGCUAUGGCUGAGGCAAGUGGAAAGGGAUUACUAAGAAGGAAUAGUAAUUCAUUCCCUGAUCUGAGACAAGAACCGUUCUGGAAACCCGACCCUGAAAGGAGGCGAUACUAUGAUGAUAACGAUGUCAAUACAUAUCAAUAUGGUGAACCAAGUUAUCCACAUCAUCCUCAGCCAUCAGCUCCACCAGUACCUGAAUCUUACGACACCCAGUAUACAAGUAAUCCAAAAACCAUACCGCCCAUAGCACGUCAACAAGAGAUUUCAUCUUCAGAACCAUCACGAGUACCCCAACAACCAACAAAAUCCCCAACUCCAAAAACACCAUCACCACCACCACCUGCAGCAGAGCGGAGAAGAAAAGAAAGGGAGGAGAAAAGAACAAUUAGACUGAGAAAGCGUACAGAGAAGUCAGCUGAUGAAGAAACGAAUGAUUUGAAAUUCAAGAAACAUCAAUUUCAGUCCUUAAUACCACCACCCCUACAGCCAACAGAAUCAGAGCAACUGUUCCCCAAAACACCGUCAACAUCACCACCAUCCAUACAACCAACUGAAUCUCCAGAACUGUUGCCCAAGAUACCGCCAAUACCCCCACCACUACAACCCACUGAGUUACCACAACCGUUGCCGAAAAUACCAGCAAUACCACCGCCCACACAACCAACUGAAUCACCACAACCGCUGCCCAAUAUACCACCAACAGCCCCCAUGACAGAUAGAAGACAAGAGCAGGAAGACAAGCAAGCAAUCCAAUUGAUAGGUAAAGAGCAUCCAGAUCAAAAGUCAGUUGGUGCAGACAAAGACAUGGAACUUGAGAAAGGAAAUUUUGGUGAUUUCUUGUUUCGUCAUUUCUUUGGUGAACCUUUGUCUUCUGUGGGUCAAUCACCAACUCCACCUCCGCCUCCAACUUCACCAACAUCUCCUUAUGAAAACUUCAUCAAUUUUUUAAACAAAUAUUAACAUUUAACAUAUGCACCUAGGCCACCAUC
Molecule: messenger RNA, 3573 nt
Organism: Papaver somniferum (opium poppy)
Lineage: Eukaryota; Viridiplantae; Streptophyta; Magnoliopsida; Ranunculales; Papaveraceae
Exons: 3
Coding region: 221-3544 (1107 amino acids)
Molecular function (GO): nucleic acid binding; RNA-DNA hybrid ribonuclease activity
Source: RefSeq, a predicted model, not a curated record